Opisthorchis viverrini is the source of this 1733-nucleotide messenger RNA. RefSeq lists its product as hypothetical. Gene Ontology annotation, molecular function: signaling receptor activity. NCBI's taxonomy places the organism in Eukaryota, Metazoa, Platyhelminthes, Trematoda, Opisthorchiida, Opisthorchiidae. The record is from RefSeq and is a predicted model, not a curated record. Gene Ontology annotation, biological process: adiponectin-activated signaling pathway. Gene Ontology annotation, cellular component: plasma membrane. The coding region runs from base 217 to 1344 and encodes 375 amino acids. The transcript is spliced from 5 exons.
AAAAAGUUGGGACACUUCGAACUUAGUUUCGUGCCAAUCCUGCCUGUUUGUCAAUGAUCCUGUUCUUUGUCCCAGCUCACUACGGCGAUCAAGUUAGCAGAGUUACCUGACUGACAUUUGACGCCGCUGGUCGUCUAUGGAUGACUUUGAGGAGUAUUUCUCAUUUAUUCAUGCUAUUUUUCAUAUUCAGCUUUGCCCAAACUUCUUUCAAGCGCCAUGCAGCACGACGUUUCCGACCCCGUCAGUGUCCAACUCGUAAUUGGUCAGUCUAAGGAACCGCCUAUGAUGGAGCAAUUCGAAUUUGAAGAUCAAGACAAGAAAUUUAGUUGUACAGAGUACCUACGUAGUGGUGAAUUUUCUCAGCUCGCUCAGAUGAUGGCUCACAGUGCGGAGGAAUUCGUUCGUCAUGUGUGGCUUCGUGGAUGGGAAGUGGUUCAUCAUCGAAGUCUUCCAGCCUGGUUAAAGGAUAAUGACUUCAUCCUCCGCUAUCAUCGACCCCAACUGAAUACUUUCUGGGCCUGCUUCAAGUCGAUUUUUCGUGUUCAUACGGAGACUGGAAAUAUUUGGACUCAUCUCCUAGGUUGCGGUAGUUUUUUUGCAAUCCUCAUCUACUUUGUGGUGCAAGAUCCCCUGAUGGUGCAAUGGCAAGACAAAGCGGUGUUCUCUGCAUUCUUCAUCGGGGCUGUCGUUUGCCUUGGCUUCUCAUGUCUCUUUCACACCCUAUCCUGUCAUUCGGAGACUAUUGGUCGUUUAUUCAAUCGGCUGGACUAUGCGGGGAUCGCCUUUCUCACAAUCGGAUCUUUUGUUCCUUAUCUUUACUACUCAUUUUACUGUAUGCUAUGGGCCAAACUAUUCUACACGACACUCAUAGGAGUUCUCGGCACGGCCGCCAUUGUCGUCUCCAUGCAUCGGUCUUUUACUUCCCCUGCCUAUCGACCCCUUCGUGCUGGAGUUUUUAUGGGUUUGGGCUUAUCCGGUCUGAUUCCGUGCAUUCAUACAACUAUACUGGACGGAUUUUGGCAUUCUGUGAAUAAGGGGUCGUUGGGUUGGCUAACUCUAAUGGCUUUCCUCUAUCUGAGCGGGGCCACUAUCUACGCUGUUCGCGUGCCGGAACGUAUUUUUCCCGGUCGUUUUGAUAUUUGGUUCCAAAGUCACCAGAUUUUCCACGUGUUUGUCGUUGUCGCCGCCUUCGUUCAUCAUCACGGACUGGCAAAACUGGCUGACUAUCGUCUGACAAUCGGUGACUGUCAACCCACACCCGGCGACUUGCAGGGUAUUCCAGCAUCCCAGUGGCAGUCCGUUCAUAUAGAGUUCCUGAAACCUUUUAUUCGUCCCUCAUCAUGAUGCGCAAUAGCUGAUGGUUUUUCUCUACUUUGUCGCUUUGCACAAUGAUUUGCAUUUCCUUUUAUCGAGUGCUUUCAAUCCAGAUCUGAUGACCUUACUCACACUAGCACUGAUCUUCCUGGUUCCCACUUUUUCGCCAACGGAUUUUGUUCAUUUGUGUAACUUUGUUCGAAAUGAAGUCAACUGUUGGGUAGCAUCUGUCACAGGGAGUUACUGUGUUGCACACGUCACUUUAACAGUUGAUACAUUUUAUUCACCUUUGUCGUUUUUUUCGACUGUAUUCUGUUCUGGUGCAUCUCGGUUCGGAUUCUGAUCUGUUGGUUACUCAGUUGGCUCCAGGAUUGCUUGUGUGGUUUUUGUGUGCUGUAUGCACGGUAUAAUUAUGGUCG